Equus caballus (horse) is the source of this 4114-nucleotide messenger RNA. RefSeq names its product ring finger protein 214 (gene RNF214). The record is from RefSeq and is a predicted model, not a curated record. Gene Ontology annotation, molecular function: ubiquitin-protein transferase activity. Lineage: Eukaryota; Metazoa; Chordata; Mammalia; Perissodactyla; Equidae.
GGGGGCUGUGCGCGCGGGAGCGAGGGUCCUGGCCUAGAAUGGGCCGGGGGCUGGCACCGGGCCGGGGGCCCAAGAGGAAGGUGCGGAGGCCCUCUGGCCAGAGGAGGCGGCCCGCUCAGCUAGUCCCUUGUCGAGGGCGGCCGGGGCCACCGGCGCUGUUUCCCCCAUUGUCCCCUUCGCGGCCGUCUCCCGUUCUCCCCCGAGGACCCGUCGCUCCCGGCGUCGCCGCGUCGCUGGUGGUCGCCGCCAGGCUGCGGCGCGGGGAUUCCCUGGGCACCCUCGAUUUCUUGCCCCACGCUGCAGCCUCCGGCUAAACGGACCGGCCUCCUGCCCCUGGGGCUCUCGGGCCUCAGAGCUGCCCGUCUGACCCGUGCCCUGUGCUGUCGGGGACCGGCCACCGGGGAACCCCCGACCCGGGCUCUGUGGGGGCAGGAUGUUUGCGCCUGGGGGAGCAGUCAUGGCGGUUUAGAGCCCAUUUUCUCCUCGGAGCGUUGUAUCAUGGGGGAAACUGAGGCACAGAGGCUUUCUGGCUUGUGACUGAAGUGUUGACACAGCCCAGUCUCCAUCCCUGCCCCGUGAGCUCUUCAGGGUUCAGGAGUAUACCUGUGAUGCUGUUAAAAUUAAAACGAGAAUUUAAACCAACCCUAUCUUACACCUUCCCCCGUGAAGUAGUCUUUUUUCCCCCUUUCUCUUCACCGUAGAGGGCCAUGAGUUUGUCCUACAACAUAAAGGAUGACCUUUUGAUCUAAGAAGGUCAUCUGUGCCCGUUCCCUUACUUGGCUUACCCUGUUUUUCAGCUUCUCGUUUUCAUGCUAGUGUAACCAAGAUUCUUAGACUCUUUGCCCGCCUUGUAGUAACUCAAGAGUCUGUACUUCCUCAGUCAGUGGUUAUCAGACUUUUCCCAUCUGUGGGGAACAUACUGACAGUGAGCUAUGUGGAUUGCCCAAUUUGUUUCUUCUCACACACACACACACCUCCGAAAAACUUACUACAUUAAUGGAGAUUCUUUUUAAUGUAACAACCAUAAAAUGAUUUUAAAACAAGAUAUUAUUGAUAGUAGGCUAAAAAAUGCAUUCUUUAUCCAUGGUAUUAGGUAAGGUAGGUGUGUGGACCAUUUGGAAGAUUCUUACAGAAAAGAGUCCAUUUUAAAUGACUGCGUUUCUGCCAGAAGUGAAAAUCAAAGCUUUACACAGACUCCUAGAUGUUUAUGUGAAUAUGGUGACUCCUGAUUGAUGUCCACUGGGACCUAUUGCGGGCAGCGGCUCUUUUAAUACCCUACUGCAGAAUACUCUUAAGUAUUUCCUCCUGGAGCCCAACUUGGUGUUUCUUUCCUGGAACAACGCUGUGGUAUGGACAUUCUCAGGGAGAAAGAUACAUUUGUUUUGAAAGUUUGAAACUUGUAGCCUGUGAUUUGUUUCUGAACCACAGAGCAUGAUGGCAGCGUCUGAGGUGGCUGGUGUGGUGGCCAAUGCCCCCAAUCCUCCAGAAUCUUCUGCUAGUUUGUGUGCUUCCAAAUCAGACGAAGGUCUCCCAGAUGGUCUAAGCCCCAAAGACCCUGCACAGAAGCACAAGAACUCGCCUCUGUCGAGUGUAAGUAGCCAAACGAUAACCAAGGAGAAUAACAGAAAUGUCCAUUUGGAACACCCAGAGCAGAAUCCUGGUUCAUCAGCAGGUGACACUUCAGCAGCGCACCGGGCGGUUUUAGGAGAAAACUUGAUAGCCACAGCCCUUGGUCUCUCUGGCGGUGGGUCUCAGUCUGAUUUGAAGGACGUGGCCAACACAGCAGGAGAGGAGGGGGACACGUGCCUCCGGGAGAGCCUCCAUCCCGUCACUCGGUCUCUUAAGGCAGGGUGCCAUACAAAGCAGCCUGCCUCCGGGAAUUGUUCUGAAGAGAAAUCCCCACAAGCCUCCAUCCUAAAGGAAGGGAGCAGGGACACAGGCUUGGAUUUCCCACCUGUAGUGCCUCCAGCAAAUGGGGUUGAAGGAGUCAGAGUGGAUCAGGAUGAUGAUCAGGAUAGCUCUUCCCUGAAGCUUUCUCAGAACAUUGCUGUACAGACUGACUUUAAGACGGCUGAUUCCGAGGUGAACACAGAUCAAGAUAUUGAAAAGAAUCUGGAUAAAAUGAUGACAGAGAGAACCCUGUUGAAGGAGCGUUACCAGGAGGUCCUGGACAAGCAGAGGCAGGUGGAGAAUCAGCUCCAGGUGCAAUUAAAGCAACUUCAGCAAAGGAGAGAAGAAGAAAUGAAGAAUCACCAGGAGAUAUUAAAGGCUAUCCAGGAUGUAACAAUAAAACGAGAAGAAACAAAAAAGAAGAUAGAGAAAGAAAAGAAGGAGUUUUUGCAGAAGGAGCAGGAUCUGAAAGCUGAAAUUGAGAAGCUUUGUGAGAAGGGCAGAAGAGAGGUGUGGGAAAUGGAACUGGAUAGGCUCAAGAAUCAGGAUGGUGAAAUAAAUCGGAACAUUAUGGAAGAGACAGAACGGGCCUGGAAGGCAGAGAUCUUAUCACUAGAGAGUCGGAAAGAGUUGCUGGUAUUGAAACUAGAAGAGGCAGAAAAAGAGGCAGAACUGCACCUUACUUACCUCAAGUCAACUCCCCCAACACUAGAGACAGUUCGUUCCAAACAGGAGUGGGAGACAAGACUGAAUGGAGUUCGGAUAAUGAAAAAGAAUGUUCGGGACCAAUUUAAUAGUCAUAUCCAGCUAGUGAGGAAUGGAGCCAAGCUGAGCAGCCUCCCUCAAAUCCCCACCCCCACUUUGCCUCCACCCCCAUCAGAGACAGACUUCAUGCUUCAGGUGUUUCAACCCAAUCCCUCUCUGGCUCCUCGGAUGCCCUUCUCCAUUGGGCAGGUCACAAUGCCCAUGGUUAUGCCUAGUGCAGAUCCCCGUUCCUUGUCUUUCCCAAUCCUGAACCCUGCCCUUUCUCAGCCCAACCAGCCUUCCCCACCCCUUCCUGGCUCCCAUGGGAGAAAUAGCCCUGGCUUGGGUUCCCUUGUUGGCCCCCAUGGUCCACACAUGCCCCCUGGCGCCUCCAUCCCGCCUCCCCCAGGCUUGGGCGGUGUUAAGGCUUCUACUGAAACUCCCCGGCCCCAACCAGUAGACAAACUGGAGAAGAUCCUGGAGAAGCUGCUGACUCGGUUCCCACAAUGCAAUAAGGCCCAGAUGACCAACAUUCUUCAGCAAAUCAAAACAGCACGUACCACCAUGGCAGGCCUGACCAUGGAGGAACUGAUCCAGUUGGUAGCUGCACGACUGGCAGAACAAGAGCGGGUGGCAGCAAGUACUCAGCCACUCGGUCGGAUCCGGGCCUUGUUCCCUGCUCCGUUGGCCCAAAUCAGUACCCCAAUGUUCUUGCCUUCUGCCCAAGUUUCAUAUACUGGAAGGUCGUCACAUGCUCCAGCCACCUGUAAACUGUGUCUAAUGUGCCAGAAACUUGUCCAGCCCAGUGAGCUGCAUCCAAUGGCGUGUACCCAUGUGUUGCAUAAGGAGUGUAUCAAAUUCUGGGCCCAGACCAACACAAAUGACACUUGUCCCUUUUGUCCAACUCUUAAAUGACGGACCUGACUGGGGAGGAAGAAGAGGAAAAACUGAUGUGAACAGGAAGCGCGGGUUCAAGAUUUCUAAAACUCUAUAUUUAUACAGUGACAUAUACUCAUGCCAUGUACAUUUUUAUUAUAUAGGUAAUGUGUGUAUAGAAAGUCUGUAUUCAAAUGUUCGUAAAUGAAAGUAUGUAUAUUAUGCAGAAAUGGUCUGUCCCCAUCACCUUGCAGUUCCUUUGGGGGAUGCAGAUUGUAGGUAAGAUGACGUUUAGUUUGGCCUUGAAAUUAUGAUAUUCCUGCCUAGGGCUGUUUUCAAAUACAAUAUAAAAACCAUCUAGGAAGCUGCUGUUGCUGUAAGGCCAUCCUGCUUUGAUUUGGCUCAGUCUCUAGUCCAUUUUCCUAAGGCUCACGUCUGCAAAUCUGAACCCUGGUGCUCACUCGCUGUCCAACCAGAUGCCUUGCUUACCAAAAGCCUCUGAAGCCGCACUGUUGUUCUAGCUGCUCUGCUCCGAAAGGAUAAAAUGAGACUGACUGAGAAGAAAAAUUGUAACCCUAAUAGUUUGACAUUUCAUUGAAUAUUU